AUGCCCUCCCUCCUCACAACCCUCAAAUCCACCCUCCCCCUCCCCCUCCCCAUCCCCCAAUCCUGGCUCCAAUCCCCAUCCCGCCAAACAAUAACACUAACCACCCUAACAACCCUCCUCCUCCCCCUCCUCUACAAAAACUACAAAACCUACCUAUCCUACGGGCCCGGCGGCGCCCCAUACAACCUUCUAGGCUGGUUCGGGGUGACAUUCCUCCUCUACCCAUUCGGACGCAACAUGACCAGCACGACAAUCUACGAGAAGAAGAUCGCGAACGGCGAGACGCAAUCAUACCUCUCCGAAGACACGGUAGAUUUGCUCAACGCUUUGAAGAGGGAGAAGAGACCCGCUGUCGGACCGCAUUAUGUGCCGCAGCGCCAGGUGGAGGAGUUUGCGGGGGAGGAGGUGAAGAUGUACCUCGACUCGCAAUUCUACGCCCUCGCAGAGCAGAACCCGCAAUUAAUCAAAGUUGCCGAUUCGCGAUUGGAGCUGCAUGCGGGUGCGAUAUUCCUUGCGACGGAGGAGUUGGCUAAUAGGAAUGAGACGACGAGGAAAUUGAAUGGCGAGUGUGUGCAUGUCCAUCGCUUGAAGGAUUAUUCGUUGCAUAUGGUUUUGGCCCCUGCCGAUUGUAAGAAAGUUUUCGAUGCUGGCUGGGGUCAGAGACAUGGGUUCAGUGGUGUGGAGAUUCCCAGGGCUUUGAUGGGCGGUAAAUUGAUCCAAUUGCCAUCUGAGUAUGUGUUGAUCUAUGCGCCGAGGACGAAGGAGGAGGUUACUUUGGUGCUGAGUCUUAUGAAGGCCAGUCUGAGGUAUUUGACUGGCGAGGAGGUGAAGUGA
This is a messenger RNA of Aspergillus tubingensis, 834 nucleotides long. RefSeq names its product SnoaL-like domain family protein. Lineage: Eukaryota; Fungi; Ascomycota; Eurotiomycetes; Eurotiales; Aspergillaceae. The record is from RefSeq and is a predicted model, not a curated record. The coding region runs from base 1 to 834 and encodes 277 amino acids. The transcript is spliced from 3 exons.